AUGAUGACUAUCCUGAAGAGUUUACUUCGUGGAGUUCCCUUGCAGCCAUACUUUAGAUGUAUUGUCCGACAGUGUCACUCCGCUCAAGAAGUGAGAGUGCGAUUUGCGCCGAGUCCGACAGGAUUCCUGCACUUGGGCGGUCUGCGGACGGCGCUGUACAAUUACCUCUUUGCCAAGGUGCACCAAGGGAAGUUUAUCAUGCGGAUUGAGGACACCGAUCAGAGCCGAAUUGUUCAGGGCGCAACUGAGAGACUGCUUCAGGAUCUCCAGUGGGCAGGAUUGACUCCUGACGAGAGUCCUCUCACAUCCUCAUCUCACGGGCCAUAUAUCCAGAGUCAGCGCCUGGAAAUCUACCACCGGGAAGUGAAGAAACUCCUGGACAACGGCAGUGCGUACUACUGCUUCUGCACGGAGAGGCGUCUGGAGCUGCUCCGGAAGGAAGCCCUGCGCGUCCGCCAGGUGCCCAAGUACGACAAUCGCUGUCGCCACCUGACUCCGGGCCAGAUUGCCGAGAAACUCGCGGCAAAGGACACUUUCUGCAUCAGAUUCAAGCUCAAGGAGUUCCACGAGGCGUUCCGGGACAUGGUUUAUGGAGAUCUUUCCUACAAUGUGGCUCUAAAUGAGGGUGAUCCGGUGAUUGUCAAGUCCGACGGCUUCCCCACGUAUCACUUCGCCAACGUGGUGGAUGAUCAUCUCAUGGAAAUCACGCACGUCCUGCGAGGAGUCGAGUGGCAAGUUUCUACGACCAAGCAUCUCCUGCUCUACAGGGCUUUCGGCUGGACGCCUCCUGUCUUCGGUCACUUGCCGCUGAUCAUGAAUGCCGACGGAUCAAAGCUGAGCAAGCGCCAGGGCGACAUUCAGAUGGAUUACUAUCGGAAGCAGGGAAUUCUGCCCACUGCCCUCAUCAACUAUAUCAUCCAGGCGGGCGGAGGAUUCGCCAUAAACCCUUCAGAUCGCCUCCGAAUCUAUCAGCUCGGGGAUCUCGUCCAAAAGUUCGAUAUAACAAGAGUGAAUUCACACUCUUCCCGCCUCAAUCCCGAUAAUCUUGCUGAACUGAACCGCCUUGAAGUUCAGAAUCACGUGUCGGAUCCACAGAAGUGCGAUCUGCUCGUCGGCGAACUGCGCCGCAUGAUCCAGGAAGCCUAUCCGAAUCACAGGCUGGAUCUCAGCGAUGAACACAUCCAGACUGUCCUCAAGUGGGCUUCCAAUCGAUUGACGAGCCUCAACGAACUCGUGGAGGGCAAACUGGCCUUCCUGUGGAUCGUGCCGCAGCUCAAGGCGUCCGAAUUGACGCCACAAAUCCUGGAUGAGCUCAUCGAGAAGCUGGAGAGUGAGAACUUCACGCGGGACAACCUGCAGAGCCUGCUGAAGGACUUCUCGUCGAAGAACAAUCUCACAUUCAGCAACUUCAUGGGCUCGCUCCGGGCGCUUCUCAGUGGCUUGAAGGAAGGUCCUGGCGUGGCGGAGAUGAUGGAGAUUCUGGGCAAGAAGAACACGAUCCAGCGCAUUUUGGUGUUGCGCAAGAAACCUUAG
Phlebotomus argentipes is the source of this 1533-nucleotide messenger RNA. It is a transcript of the gene GluRS-m, whose product is annotated as probable glutamate--tRNA ligase, mitochondrial. The record is from RefSeq and is a predicted model, not a curated record. Gene Ontology annotation, biological process: glutamyl-tRNA aminoacylation. Gene Ontology annotation, molecular function: ATP binding; zinc ion binding; glutamate-tRNA ligase activity. Lineage: Eukaryota; Metazoa; Arthropoda; Insecta; Diptera; Psychodidae. Bases 1 to 1533 code for a protein of 510 amino acids. The transcript has 3 exons.